Messenger RNA from Athalia rosae (coleseed sawfly), 1681 nucleotides. Its product is annotated as acyl-CoA Delta-9 desaturase. Gene Ontology annotation, biological process: unsaturated fatty acid biosynthetic process. Gene Ontology annotation, molecular function: iron ion binding; stearoyl-CoA 9-desaturase activity. The transcript is spliced from 5 exons. Lineage: Eukaryota; Metazoa; Arthropoda; Insecta; Hymenoptera; Athaliidae. Gene Ontology annotation, cellular component: endoplasmic reticulum membrane. The record is from RefSeq and is a predicted model, not a curated record. Bases 338 to 1312 code for a protein of 324 amino acids.
GGGCUCUCUCUUGCCUCCAUAGAGGAAAUGACGAUGUACAAUUGCGACGAUUGUUAAUGAGAUUUGAAAGGGUCGCGUGGGGUUAAACACGAGUGAAAUAUUGAACAGGUUUUGGUCGUCCAUCUAGUAAACCUCCGACUCUCAUCAAGGAAGUACCUGCGGGAGGUGUAUCGGUCUCCGGUAAACGUCAGAAAAAUUAUAGAGAUUAAAUUUGAAAAAUAUCAUUUCUUCUCAUCUGGAAAAAAUCUGAGUCGCGGUGCCGUUUCACAGGUCUCCGCAGUACCGCGAUAGUUCAACCGUUUAUUUAUUAUCUCCCAACUCCGUUCGUCUAUCGAAAAUGCAAGAAGAUGGCCAGGCGGCGGCACCGCCGAGGGAAAUGAGGUGGCCGGCAGUUCUUUGGUUUAUUCAUCUUCACGCAAUCGGCAUUUACGGAUUCUGGCUCCUUCUUACCGAAGCUAAAUGGAUGACGGUGGUUUUUGUCACCGCGAUGACGCUCAUCGGGGGAUUAGGCAUCACCGCUGGUGCUCACAGACUUUGGGCACACGGUACUUACACCGGAUCUUGGCCCUUGAGGUUAUUCCUGAUGCUGGCGCAUACUUCGGCCGGUGUGGGUAGCAUCUUCGAUUGGGUGGUCGAUCAUCGAAUACACCAUAAAUUUUAUGGCCAAGAUGUGGACCCGUACGAUCAUAAGAAGGGCUUCAUCUACAGUCACAUACUCGCUAAUCUGAUGACGAAACCUGCGGGUCACGAAAAUGCCGCCAAACAAAUUCCCGUUCAUGACAUCGAGAACGACGGCUACGUCAUGAUUCAACGAAGUCUCUACUGGGUCCUGAUGCCGAUCGUUGGUAUAUUACUUCCGAUAAACGCGCCAGCCGAAUACUGGGGUGAAUCGAUAUUGAAUUCGGUAUUCAUUAUGGGUGUUCUACGGCUAGUCUUCACCGUCAAUAUGUCGUGGCUUGUGAACAGUGCAACUUGCAUAUGGGGCCUGAAUCCAGGAGACAAGUACCCGCCGGACGACAACAGCGUAUUUUUCGUAACACGGUCGUACUGGCCCCAUUACCACUACAUCGUUCCAUGGGAUUACAAAAGUGGUGAAUUUGGAACUUACGACGGAGGUUGCACUACGACGUUCAUUAAAAUAUGGAAACUUCUCGGCUUAGCCAAGUGCCUGAAAACUGCCAAGAGCGAAGAUAUCCGCGAAGCAUUGGCAAAAGUAGCCUCAACCGGAAGCAAACUCGACGAUUGCUUGCAGGAAGUACAUGAAUCCGCGGAGGAGAAUGCUGCGAGAAAAGAACUAGCCUUCAAACAUUAGAGAAUCAAACAAUGAUUCGAGCGAACGAAGCGCGUUUAGUCACAUUCAUGUUCCAGAAGAAGACAAUCCCUAGUCGCAAUUUAAAAUUCUCCGUCUUCCAAUCUUCAACAUUUACAUUAUAAGAAUGUCUCCAGUUAUUGCACUGACUUUUAUUCUCCGAAGAUAAGCGGAUGAAAAUGAAAAAGUUUAUAGAGUAGGUAAUCCGAGACUUUUUUAUUCAAUUUCGAGACACUUUUCCAUCCAAUUUCAAAUAAGAAUCGAGGCAAUUGAGGUCACCUCAUUUGUCGCAAUUCAUGUACCCAUCCAACUGCGAAAAAUAGUUAAAGAAAAAAACUGUAAUCACAUAGAAUAAAUAAAUGCUGAAGAUAA